This is a messenger RNA of Elaeis guineensis (African oil palm), 606 nucleotides long. The record is from RefSeq and is a predicted model, not a curated record. NCBI's taxonomy places the organism in Eukaryota, Viridiplantae, Streptophyta, Magnoliopsida, Arecales, Arecaceae.
AAUGUCAAGUGUCUAAUAUCUGUAGCUUUUUCUAAGGUCCUUGAUGGAACUCUAGGCAGUGUGCCUGCUGCAGAGCUGCUAAAAGCACUGCAACCACAUUACUGGUUUUCUGCUCAUCUUCAUUGUAAAUUUCCAGCAAUCAUUCAGCAUGGGGAGAACGGACCUGUGACUAAAUUCCUUGCACUCGAUAAAUGUCUCCGAGGGCGCAAAUUUUUGCAGAUUGUCGAUAUCGAAUCAGAUCCAGGACCUUAUGAAAUUCAGUAUGAUGAAGAAUGGCUUGCGAUAACACGAAAAUUUAAUAGUAUUUUCCCCUUGACUCACAAAUCUGUCCAGCUUGGGGGUCUUGAUGAGCAAGAUUAUCAGCAGUGGGUGAGAAAUAAGUUAAAUGCUAGAGGAGCCAAACCCUUUGAUUUUGUGCAAACAGUCCCAUCCUUUGAUCCUUCUCAACCAUUGUCCAAUCGUUCGCUUUGUGGUCAUAUCCGGAAUCCACAGACACAGUCUUUGCUACAGUUUCUGGAACUCCCAUAUCUCCUUGCUAUUACAGCUGAAGCCAACACACCAAGUACCAACUCAUUUAACUCAAGUAGCUAGUUGUGAUUUAUCUUA